CUCAUUACAACCUACAGGGUGGAUUACAACACUUUUAGGCGAAGAAAGCUUGCCAUAAUCUCUGUUUCAAGGUCUCCUUACUAAAUCAUCAGCAUGAAUUACUCCAUCGCCUUUGUGGUGGCUUUGAUGUUGUGCUCUUUACCAGGAGUCCGAGGGAUAACAUGCAAGUUAUGCAUACCAGAUGAGAAGACUUUUAAAGUCUGCGACAAAGCGUCCGAACAGGUAGAAGUAGACUGUGAUGUUCAGCCUCCACCAGAGAAUCUGACCCAGCUAUGGGAAAACCGGACAUAUGAUGCAUGCUAUACAGCCCAAAUUGAAGCACUCGCCUUGGGGAAAACAUUCAAGACCUUUGUUUUUGGCUGUGGUGUUAAGGUGAAUUCCUCCAGUGCCUCGGUUGUGAACUGCUCAUUAACUCAACAAUACGUUUGUGCAGACGCAAAAGCAAGGGCAGGGCAAUUAGCGGAGAUCAAAUCCUGCAGCGUGGAAUGCUGUGACACGGAAGCAUGUAAUACUCACCCCACCGUUGCCCCAUCCACAACUAAGGCCACAAUUACACCUACAGGCGGCACAGACCAAGCACGAUCGUCCCGAGUUGGGUUUCUUCUCGUAUUUCUUGUCUACCUCAUGGAAAGUCUUUUUCAAUCAGCCUAACUGCCUCUCCGAACCAUCGUUUGAUCAUUUUAAUGUGUAAUUGUUGCUGCAUAGUUUCAAAGCGCAAUUGGUGCAUCACUAUUUAGCGCUGAAAUUCGUCUGUAUUCGAAUAUAUUACAAUCUUGCUGACAAUGAAUUUCUGUAAGGGACAGUUCAUUAGAAAUUAAAGGUAUGACUCACAACUUUGUUAUCAUAUAAACGAA
Pocillopora damicornis (cauliflower coral) is the source of this 854-nucleotide messenger RNA. RefSeq lists its product as uncharacterized. The record is from RefSeq and is a predicted model, not a curated record. Lineage: Eukaryota; Metazoa; Cnidaria; Anthozoa; Scleractinia; Pocilloporidae.